Seminavis robusta is the source of this 2031-nucleotide messenger RNA. The record is from the annotation of a GenBank genome assembly. NCBI's taxonomy places the organism in Eukaryota, Bacillariophyta, Bacillariophyceae, Naviculales, Naviculaceae.
AUGGAGCGCAACAAUUCGAAGGUUGGUGGAGAUGGUGCUCACAUCGGCGACUCCAAGGAGGUUGAGAGGGCACCCAACGAAGAGGGUAUCAACGAGGAAGGCGCCACCCGCGAUGAAACGUCCAGUUCUACGAACGAUGCAAACAUCAACAUUGAACCGCCCAACGAAACAGGUGACAGCCCCGCCAUCCGUGCGGAAAGAUACGACGGACAGAGGCAGAGAUUCCCAGAACAACCGAAGGAAGAUCUCCUUGAAGGAGAACAAGACGAAAGUGAAGCAGAAGGCCUGAACUACUACGAUGAUUCCGUACGUGCUGAUCUGAAUGCACGUUUCUGGGCGGCAACAGCCGAACAGCUGACUCAAGAUUUUCAUUGCCAGCAGCCGUCGAUGCUUUCCGAUUCGCAGGAACAGCCUCCGUCGCAGAACAACAAUGGAGGAACUCAGCUGCUGGAUCCCAAAAAAGUUGUGGAGCUAGAAGUGUCCAUGGACGAAAAGAAUGCUGCAGAGAAGACCGAAAAGAAAGCAGCAGCGAAGAACGUUCCAAAAGGAAGCGCUACCUCUACAAGGCAAGCCAGAGACUAUGGCUCUCCUCCCCCCCUUUCGAUGCUUCCAGACGAUGACCACGAAUGGAAGCUCGUGGAACAGCUAGUGGAUUAUGAUCAGGUGGUUGAUCUAGAUGAAAGCGAACCUGGGCACAUCGAAGAAGUCAUUGCUUUCCUCCUUGCCAAGGACCCCGAUCGCAUCACCGACAACGAGAACCACGUGUUGAAUUUUUACCUUGGGUCAAAGCGUCCCGGUGCUGUCAUUCCUAUGGCCUGGGCGGCUGUGCCCAUCGACAGAAACAGCCCAACAAAGUCCCCUGCCAAGAAGAGACGCGACACGAAGCCAACACCUGAGUUCUGCAGGUCUGCCGGUGGACAUGGAAACAAGAAACCCAUCCGAAAGAAGACACCUCCAGAUGUGGAGGUCGAGUUCGUUGACAGCGAUUCCUCCACCAGUCUCGAGGACGAAAGGAAGCCUGCAGCUUUGCCCAACAAAGUUCGCUUCAGCAAUGGAUCAUCAGCGGCUGAUGCCAUUGCCGUUGAUUCGUCCUCUAGUGACUCUUCAGAUGACGACAAGAAGCCGGCUGCUGUCAAGAAGAAGAAUCAUCAAGUUGCAGGAGCUAGGAAGAGUACCCCAUUCCAGCCUCAGAUGAAGCCUCCCCCCGCAGCGUCGUUUCCCUUUCCUGACCGUGACUCUGAUACUGAGUCGCAAUCUGACAGCAGCACCGAAUCGUCCGACGAAGAAUCAUACCAGAAGCCGAGCACAAAGAGAGUCCAGCGCAAGAGGAGGACAACAAAGAGGGGCAAGAAAGCUACUGGGAAGUGCACCAAGAAAGACAUGAAGAAGAACAAGAAGAAGAAGGACGACACGCCAGCAAAGUGGAAAAACCGGAAGGCUCGAGCAAAGGAACGACACGAAGAAAGGAAGGAAGAGAGGAAAAAGAAGAAGGCUGAACAGCCUGACGACGUGGAGGAUCCCAUCACUCCGCCCCAUUCUAGUGUAAAGCCCAAGUACUGGAGGAGCUCUGCGCAGUGGGAGCACGACGCUAGACUAAGCAACUGGAAGUCAGCUGCCAGUACAUACUCCAGAAUGAGUGGUUUCCCCGGCGCAAAGGCCAUUCAAACCGUCCUCGAGACUACAAGUGACCAGAAUGGAAAGUCCCAGCUACGUGGCUAUAGAGUUCCGUCCCCAACUCUUGCACCAGCUGACAAAGCGUCGAGGGAUGCGAUUGUGAAGGCAGCGACUACAGUUAUCCUAAAGCUUGCCAAGGCCUCCAUCAUUCGCAUGUUUCGCGAUGACCCUUCUCUCAUUUAUUAUUUCGUGGACGUCAGUUCUGCUGCUACCAGAAACACCGAUCGACCACCCUCCCCAGUCCACAAUGCCAUUGCGGCGACGAUGGGUGCCAUCAUGGACAUGUUCGACCCAGCUGAGGAAAACAAGGAAGGAGGAAAGGAAAACAAAGGAGGCAAAGGUGGAAAGAAGAAGUGA